This is a messenger RNA of Abrus precatorius (Indian licorice), 1012 nucleotides long. Its product is annotated as 60S ribosomal protein L10a-like. Lineage: Eukaryota; Viridiplantae; Streptophyta; Magnoliopsida; Fabales; Fabaceae. Gene Ontology annotation, molecular function: structural constituent of ribosome; RNA binding. The transcript has 6 exons. Gene Ontology annotation, biological process: translation. Bases 106 to 756 code for a protein of 216 amino acids. Gene Ontology annotation, cellular component: large ribosomal subunit. The record is from RefSeq and is a predicted model, not a curated record.
UUUCAUUUCCGAUCGGUCCAUGCUAUAUACUUCUUUCAGCCGAACGAACCCUAAUUAGGGUUUUUGCAUUUGUUCUGUGAGAUCUGUAGCCACCGAUUUGAAAAGAUGAGUAAGCUUCAGAGUGAUGCUUUGCGAGAAGCUAUCUCAGGAAUAAUGGCUGAUUCCAAAGAGAAGAAUCGUAAAUUUGUGGAGACCAUUGAACUCCAAAUUGGUUUGAAAAACUACGAUCCACAAAAGGACAAACGUUUUAGCGGCUCUGUCAAGUUGCCUCACAUUCCUCGCCCCAAGAUGAAGAUUUGCAUGCUUGGUGAUGCUCAACACGUUGAAGAGGCAGAAAAGAUUGGACUGGAUUACAUGGAUGUUGAAGCCUUGAAGAAGCUUAACAAGAAUAAGAAGUUAGUGAAGAAACUAGCCAAGAAAUACCAUGCCUUUUUAGCUUCUGAAGCAGUCAUUAAGCAGAUUCCUCGUCUUUUGGGUCCUGGUCUCAACAAGGCAGGGAAGUUCCCUACACUUGUUACUCACCAGGAAUCUCUUGAGUCUAAGGUUAAUGAGACCAAGGCUAUGGUCAAAUUUCAACUCAAGAAGGUGCUCUGCAUGGGAGUAGCAGUGGGCAAUGUUAGUAUGGAGGAAAAACAAAUCUUCCAAAAUGUCCAAUUGAGCGUUAAUUUCCUUGUCUCCUUGUUGAAGAAGAACUGGCAAAAUGUUAGGUGCUUGUAUCUGAAGAGUACCAUGGGGAAAUCUUAUCGUGUCUUUUGAGGGAUUUCUUUUUUUCUUGAAUUUGUGAUCGCGCUUAAUACGUUGAUUAUCUUAAUAGCUGGAUACAAAUUUUCAUCUUGUUGUUUUGCUGAAUGAAUUUUUAUGGUUUUAGCGUUUUGCCUUCAUGUUAAAACAUUCGAUAAUGAUAGGCGUGUUAUUUUUGGUGCUGCAUUCGUGUGUUUACAUGGUAAUUGCUACAACUCUUGCCCAACGCAGCUCUUAAAUGAGCUUAUUAAAUUUUAGCUUCAAACUUAGU